Molecule: messenger RNA, 843 nt
Organism: Trametes versicolor FP-101664 SS1
Lineage: Eukaryota; Fungi; Basidiomycota; Agaricomycetes; Polyporales; Polyporaceae
Product: 60S ribosomal protein L13a
Exons: 4
Coding region: 10-612 (200 amino acids)
Biological process (GO): translation; negative regulation of translation
Cellular component (GO): ribosome; cytosolic large ribosomal subunit
Molecular function (GO): structural constituent of ribosome; mRNA binding
Source: RefSeq, a predicted model, not a curated record
AGACGCGCCAUGGCCACAUUCUCCUCCACCCCGAUUGUCAUUGACGGCAAGGGCCAUCUUCUGGGUCGUCUUGCUUCGAUUAUCUCGAAGCAAAUUCUGAACGGCCAGAAGAUCGUCGUCGUCCGGUGCGAGGAGAUCAACAUCUCGGGCAGUUUCUUCCGCAACAAGCUGCGGUACCACAACUUCCUCCACAAGCGCCACAUCGUCAACCCGAAAAAGUCUGGCCCUUUCCAUCACCGCGCUCCCUCCAAGAUUCUCUACAGGGCCAUCCGCGGCAUGGUGCCUCACAAGACUGCCCGCGGCGCGGCUGCUCUUGAGCGCCUCAAGCUCUUCGAGGGUGUCCCUCCCCCCUACGACCGCAAGAAGCGCAUGGUCGUCCCUGAGGCUCUCAGGGUGCUUCGGUUGAAGCCCGGCCGGAAGUACUGCACGGUGAAGCGUCUGUCCCACGAAGUUGGCUGGGGCUACAAGGACGUCGUUGACCGUCUGGAGGAGAAGAGGAAGGUCAAGUCCCAGGCUUUCCACGAGCGCAAGACCGCGGCCCUCAAGCUGCGCCAAAAGGCCUUGACGGACGCGACACCAUCUUUCGAAAAGCUGGCGCAGCUCGGCUACUAGAUGGAGUAUCCACAUGGCAUAUCGCACUCGCACUUCGCGUCCCUCUAUGAUUAGCUGCCAUGACAUUCCAUGUACCUCGCCUAUUGCUAUCGUAUGCCUGAUCCGCGGGGACGACACUCAAUAUGAUACUACUGUUGCCGAGAAGGAUGGCGUUGCAGCCUCCCGGUUACCUGUAUAACAUAACUAGACGUGUUCGAAUGCAUUCGAUGUGUCUAGGUCGAUUUGAACGGC